This is a messenger RNA of Dreissena polymorpha, 5684 nucleotides long. RefSeq names its product beta-1,3-galactosyl-O-glycosyl-glycoprotein beta-1,6-N-acetylglucosaminyltransferase-like. NCBI's taxonomy places the organism in Eukaryota, Metazoa, Mollusca, Bivalvia, Myida, Dreissenidae. The record is from RefSeq and is a predicted model, not a curated record. Gene Ontology annotation, molecular function: acetylglucosaminyltransferase activity. Gene Ontology annotation, cellular component: membrane.
UACACUAUUAGCAGACUGGCGGUGGUUUACUCAUUUACAAAUGUCAUAUUUAGUCUACGUACGUGUGCAUGUACUGAAUAUGGAAAGCUUUCACAACUUGAAAAACAAUAUGCAGAAUAUAUAUGAAAUAUAGAUGUACUGAAUUUAAUUCAGAGGGAGAGUCAUAACUAAGCUGGUCGAUCUACGCUCCACAUAUGAAGGCGUGCUAGAUAAGACGUUGGCCAGGCGAUGACAGCGAGAUCUUUUAUAAAAUCACCGGCCAUAGAACAUUGCUGAUGAUCAACCAAACGUGUCAGGAGUGGAGUUCAGGGGAAAUCAGAGAUGCGGCUGCGAACAUCACAAGACUUGCAGGGACUCAAUCGACAGAGCACGUGAACAGCCAGUAUGUUAUGCCCGCGAUUAAAAAAGUUGAAAUGCGCGCUGGUUGUAUCCGCGGCGUUCUGUGUGCUUAUCGGACCUUACCAAUGGUUAAAGGGAAGUACUAUCGACGAUAGGAUCUAUUACGAUGAACCCGUGAAGCUUCAUUUUGGUGAUAAAAAGGACUCGACAUUGCAUUUAACGGAUCCACUGUUAAAUCAGGAGCUGCAGUCAUUUAAAUGCGUCCGGUUGUUUCAAAAUGAUUCUGUGGAAAUGGCCAAGGCCGCUACGUUUUUAUCAAACCUCAACUACUCCUUUUCUAGACGCCAAGAUGAAGAAUUUUUAGAACUCGCCUCAAACUGUGAUCAAUUUAAAAAAGACUGGGGCUUCUUCGUUUACCCGCCUUCGCAAGAAGAGACAUCCUUUCCGAUAGCAUUCAGCAUCCUCUUCCACGAAAAUGUGGAACAAUUGACGCGACUUCUCCGUGCAAUAUACAGACCUCAGAACCAGUAUUGUAUUCAUAUAGACGGCAAAGCACCGGGCAGUAUUAUUGAGAUUGUGACGCGCAUAAGCAGCUGUUUCCCAAAUGUGUUCAUAGCUUCGAAGCUUGAGAUUGUAAUCUACGCCAGUGCGACCCGACUUGACGCUGAUAUUAACUGCAUGAAGGAUCUCGUGCAAAAUGGCGAGGACUGGAAGUAUUUACUUAAUCUCGCGGCCAGCGAAUUCCCGAUCAUGUCUAACUUGCAGAUCGUCCAAAUUCUACAGGAGUUCAAUGGUUCGAACGACAUUUACGAAACUUUUUCUACAAUGGACAGAGGCCGGUUUAAAAAGCGCUAUUAUACCUAUAUAGAUCUUCGUAAUAAGUCAGGGUACAUUAUACAUUCCAAUGACCAUAAAGACCCGCCGCCCCAUGGCUUGAAAAUCACGAAGGGGAAUGCGUAUAACGUGUUUAGUAGGAAGUUUGUAGAAUGGGCUCUGAAGGACAGAAUAGCCCGGGAUUUACUUGCAUGGGUGCAAGACACAUUGACACCUGAUGAGCAUUACUGGGCGACACUCAACAACCUUUUCAGCAACCCAUCAUUGAAGACACCUGGUGGCUAUAAAGGACAUCCCGAUAAAAGACCCUCAUUUGGUCGCUACAUCGGAUGGUCUUCACCAGUGCAUAAAGACCGUUGCAAGGCGGGUCGAUACAUCCACAACAUUUGCACAUUUGGCGUCCUUGACCUUCCAGUUCUGUGGAAAAGAAACGAGAUCAUAGCCAACAAGUUCGAUAUUCAGUACGACCCGAUAGCCUACAAGUGCAUGGAGGAACUGAUACUGAAUAACUCUGUAGAAAAGAGGGGCGUAUCUAGACGUCCGCUUUACCGGCGUAUUGCGCAAUUAGGGGUCUAAUACGACGAGUUAUGUUUACUAAGGUAGCACAUAGGCCGCAUAAGGAAAACAUUAACCCAUUUAUUCCUAGUGGACUCUCCCAUCCUUCUAAAUUUGGAUCAAUUUAUUUCCAAAAUUUUGGAUAUCUAGUAUAUUUAUUUCUAUACUUAGAAUAUUUCUUACAGAAAUCCCUUUAAACAAACAGCGCAGACCCUUGUGAGACGACGCAUCAUGCGGCGUCUCAUCUGUGUCUACGCUGUUUUCCAUGGCCUUUUUUUCUAGACGCUAGGCAUAAAUAGGUCAAGCUCAGCAAAACCGCAAAAUUUAAGUGAUGCUGGGAUAUUUUAAACACAAUGCGGUAAUUUCUAGAGCGUUUAUUCAAUGGUGAUACUCAUUGAUAUUUGUAGAGAAAAAAGAAAAUAUCGCCGUAAUUCUAGACAGUAGAGAUGAACACAGCCGAACACAGCCGACAGGAACGUAAAACUGCAAAUGAUACUGUUCUUGUUAUCUUAAUUGCUUCGCAGUACUGAUAUACAGAUUUCUUUAACCCAUUUAUGCCUAGUGGACUCUCCCAUUCUUUAAAAUUGGAUCAAUUUAUUUCAAAAAUAAGGGAUGUCUAGUAUACUUAUUUCUAUAUUUAUAAUAUUUCUUACAGAAAUUCCUUUCAGCAAACAGCGCAGACCCAGAUGAGACGCCGCAUUAUGCGGCGUCUCAUCUGGGUCUACGCUGUUUGCAAUGUCCUUUUUUCAGGACGCUAGGCAUAAAUGGGUUGAAUGAGCCAUAUUUAUUAUCAAAUAACCUAGUAAUUUUGAUUAAUAACUAUAAUUCGCACAGAGGCGUGUACUUCUCCGUACAAGAAAAAGAAAACAUUGCGUGGUAUGUUAAAGGUUCAUAAUACAAUCGAGUGAUAAAGAUGUAGUUAUAUCGCAUUUAAUGAUAUUUUAUUACUUUUUAAUUUGAAUAACAGUGGUACGAGGUUACUGCUUAUUCGCCGCAUUGUUUUAGCGCAUCAUUUUAGGCUAAAUAAUAGUUUUUACGCGUCAUUUAACGCUUAUUUCCCCAAUUGCUUUUCAUUGGCUGUUCCAAGGCGGUUACCCAAGCGUUAAUUGUUACCUCACCUUAGCUCAAUUUGCUUUUGUGCUUACCUACCUCGAAGGAAGCGUACGAAAAUACCGUAAACAGCGAUUCCCGAUGUGCACUGUGUAUGUGUUUUUUUUACAAUUUGCUUUUAUUUUAAAUUUUUCUUCAUUAGCUAAUCUGAGUACAACGUGCCCGCAGUGAAUUAUUGUGAUCACCCUUCGUCCAGCGUCCGUCGUCUUGAGAUGUGCAGCGUGUUACGCCUCGUUAACUUCAAGGUCUUUAACACUGUAGAGGCUUAAUUGUUCGUCCAAUCUUCGGGAAACUUGAGAAUAAUGUUAGAGUGGAAUUUUUUUGGCCGAGAGUGAAUUUGGAUUAUGUUUGUCAAACAUUAUGACAUCAGGUCAAAUCUGUGAGCAUCCUAGUUACCGCACUACAGGUCAUAUUUAUGACUUCAUCCUGAUAAUCAUGAUUUAUUGUACUUCAACAAAACACUUGCUACCACUCUAGAGGCUACAUUUAUGACUAAAUAUUGAUAAAACGUGGUUAUAAUAUAUUUUAGCUGAAUAGGAGUCCGAGUUUAAUGCGUCUAAGAACCAGGUGACCAUAUUAAAUCGUAGAAAACCAAGAGGCCAAAAUUAUGUUGAACUUUUCGUAGAAUGUUCAUCUUUACAGCAAGCAGAAGGGGCGGGGGGGGGGGGGGGGGCUCUGAUGAAUUUUGAAAUAAAGGUCAAGGUCACACCUAAUGGUAAUUGGGCCAUAAACAGCUUAAACAUUCCUGUCUCGGCUCUUUCUUUGCCAUAUAUGGCGGGAUUGUGCACGAAAUGGGAUGAAAAGUAAAGCAUCAUACACAUAGAGUUAACAAGCCAAAUUUGUCCAUAACACUAUCAGAAGAUUAGUGUCAUCGGCAUAUCAUUGCAUUAUAUUAAUCGAUUUGGAAAUAACUUGGCUCUAAUGUAAUCCAUCGUGAGACGACAAGUAACGUAACAACUUGUCUUUCUACCUCAAAGGUCAAGGUCACACACAAUUUUGCCAUUACUCAGCUUAUUCGGACUGUAAUUGUGGCAUUCAUCAUGUUGUUUAAAGAGAACUUACAACUAAUAAAAACCGAGGUCAGGAUAAAAUGUAAAGGUCAUAUUUGGCUGCAAACAGGUUAUCCAAACUGUAACGUUUUCUAUCAGCACUCAAUUUGUACACUUCGUUAUUCAAAUGAAAUAUAAUGAGAAGACUAAGUGUCGUAUGUCUGUCUCAUUGCCUCAAACACACUAAGAGGUGAACUGUCAAAUUUAGCCAUAACAGCAUGAACAAACAAUGUUUGUGACGAACAUGCGGGGUUUGGUGGGGCAACGAUGCUUACAGAACAGCGCAACACAUGUCUUGUGCAUGGAGGUAUAAUCAUAGCGUUUACUUACUAAGUUUGUGCAUUAUAUCAGGUCAAGUCCGCAACAAUUGGUGCACACGAACACUUAAGGUUAUUGUGUUAGGGCCAUCAGCGCCCACUUGGUUUUAUGUUAUAUGUAACAUUUUUGUUUUUCCCAUCAUUUUAUAGACAUUUAAACACUAAACUUAAAUGCAAGACAAGAAUUUCUCUCAUAAAACUUUCAUUGAGUUUCAUGUUUGUAUCCAUUAAGUUGUUUCCGGAAACGUUCGCAUUUCGUGCACAUUUGCUGUGAUAAUUUAACUCUUUCUAAGCUAGUGAAAUUACCAUCAUAUUACCUUGUGUUCACUGAAAGAAGCAUUUGUGUAUGGUAUUUUACCAAGUUCGUAUACAUGUAUUAAAUUUAAUGUUGUUAAUUCAUCUGAGCAAAACCUGCUCGAAGUGAGCGAUUGUGAUCACCCUGUGAACCUCGUCCGUCGUCCAAUCUGUUCCGAGUUACAUUCUGUUAAACGUGCAUCCACGAACUAGGUUGCUCGGUUAAGCACAUCACUGGCCACAGUUCUUACUUUUUAAAUAUUAAACUUCGACAGAAUGGUUUGUCUUCAGUGUAUCUAACUUAAAGGCGAAGUCGAAUCUUGUUUCCGUUCGUUAAAAACACUAGGUCACCAGGCCAAAUCUUUCAAUAAUAAUGUUACCACAUUAGGUUUUAAAUAAAGCUUUAUGCAGCAUGCGAGUCAAAUCGGUCUGAUACUGAACAAAGAAUAGACGCAGUUACACCCCUUUGAUUGCAAUGUUAUGUACAGUAGUUAAAUGUACGUUUAUAGAUACUAGUAAUCUGAUUACGAUUGGUAUGUGAGGUUAUAUUGUUUGUAUGCAACCUUUCGUAGAAGCAGCCAUAUACAAGUCGACAUGUUCUUCUGCACGUUUGUGCGAUACAUUUUGUGGGAGUGUUGUCUCAGACUUAUUUAAAUCAUAUAUUAAUGGAUUUUUAAAUAACUUUGUACAAAUUUCCAUCAGAAAUAUAUGUAGCGUGUAUAUCUCCCUGUCUCAAAUGUAAAUAUCACACGCAGUAUUUAAAUGUCAAAUUUUGCCAUUUUAAAAAUGCUUUUCAAAAAAAAUUAGAACAAAAAUAAACCUAAUAAACCCUAAAAAGAAAACCUGUCGAAUGUAAAUACCGUCUGCCUAUCUAAAAGGUCAUGGUCACACAUAGAGGUCAACAGACACACUUGACCAUUAAACAGCUUGUAAUUUAUCUUUAAUUAAUUGCCAUAUAUUAAUGGAUUUAAAUAACUUGGCUAAAAAGAAACUCAUUAACUCAAAUACAACGUGUAUCCAGUUGAGCGUUUACUGGCCUUAAUUACCCUUUGCAUAUACGUAUAAAUAUUGCAUUGUAUGAUUACAUAACUAAUUUAUAUAUUAUAUUAGAUUAUUUUCAAUCUAGUCAUAAUGGGUGACACUUAUGUUUAAAACAAGUCAAUAUACAUGUAUAUUUCAAACAUAA